AGACCUGAGUUAUAACAAUUUAAUGGUGAUACAAAGAAAACUUUUCAGAGGAGCUGGUGCAAUAAAAAAUCUACAAAUGGACCAUAAUCAAAUUUCAUGUUUCCAUAAUGGAGCUUUCAGACCUUUGAGAAACUUGGAAAUAUUAACCCUGAAUAAUAACAAUAUUACAACAUUGGAGACCAAUGCAUUCUUACAAAUGAACAGACUCACCACACUGAGAAUGGCAUAUAAUGAUUUUUCAUGCGACUGCCACUUAUCGUGGGUUGGACGAUUUUUACGAAUGCACCCGACUUUAGCGUUGUUCACUAGAUGUCAGGAACCGAGGAGUUUAAAAUAUGUGAAAGUGGCCGAACUGCAAGACGUAGAUUUCAAAUGCAAUGGUUUGGAGAAAGAUCAUGCUACACUUUGUAAGAUAGAACCUUUAUGUCCAGCCAAGUGUUCAUGCCUUGGUGGUGUAGUAGAUUGUAGAGGGAAAGGUCUCACACAAGUACCGGAAAUAUUUCCUGAGAACACCAUAGAACUGAGACUGGAACAGAACCAGAUUGUAAGAAUCGAAUCAAGAUCAUUUAAUACUUACAAAAAGUUGAGAAGAAUAGACCUGAGUAAUAAUUUGAUAUCUAGUUUGGCUGAUGAUGCAUUUAGUGGACUAAAAGCAUUGAACUCACUGGUACUGUAUGGUAAUAAGAUUUCCGAACUUCCCGCUGGAUUAUUAAAAGGACUGACAUCGUUGCAGUUAUUACUGUUAAACGCUAAUAAGAUAACGUGUUUACGAGUGGAUACAUUUCGUGAUCUCUCUGCUCUCAAUCUUCUGUCAUUAUAUGACAAUGAUAUCAAGUCUAUUGCGAACGGAACUUUUAUGCCGCUUGUCAGCGUACAAACAUUACACUUAGCCAAAAAUCCUUUCAUUUGUGACUGUAAUUUGAAAUGGCUGUCGGAAUAUUUGCACAAUAAUCCUGGAAUAGAAACAAGUGGUGCACGAUGUGAAAACCCACGAAGAAUGAGCAACAAAAGAAUUGGACAAGUCAAACCCGUAAAGUUCAAGUGCAAAGGUUCUGAAGAAUACCGCACAAAACAAGCAGGACAGUGUAUCAUUGAUACGGAUUGUCCUGCGCAAUGUUUAUGUGAAGGCACUAUUAUUGACUGCUCUGCUAUCGGAUUAAAAGAGGUACCGGACGACAUUCCAGGAUUUGCCACAGAACUACGAUUGAACGACAAUGAAAUAACAAAGGUUUCAGCUACUGGUAUAUUUCUCAGACUUCCAGAACUAAGAAAAUUGGAUCUCCGCAACAAUAGAAUCAGUGUGAUUGAAGAUGGCGCUUUCAUUGGUGCUGUGAUGUUAUCUGACUUACUGUUAACAAAUAACAAGCUGAGCAAAGUUAAGGGAAGCAUGUUUGUUGGAGUUAGAAAUUUAAAAACAAUAAUGCUACGUAGUAACCAGAUCUCCUGCAUCAACAAUGAAACGUUCUCGGGUUUAACAAAAGUCAGACUGCUAUCAUUGUAUGACAAUCAGAUAAGGACUGUGAUGCCAGGUUCAUUUGAUAAUCUUAAAGAACUCUCCACUCUAAACCUGCUGUCCAAUCCGUUUAACUGUAACUGUCAUUUAGGAUGGCUAGCUGAUUGGUUGAAAUCACGUACUAUUGUUACGGGGAAUCCAAGAUGUCAGGCUCCUUCUCAUCUUCGAGAAAUACCAAUACAGGAUCUUAAAAAAUAUGACUUCAGUUGUGACAGUAACAAUGACAACAGUUGUCUACCGUCUCUUGCUUGUCCACGGAAUUGUGCGUGUUAUGGUACUGUGGUUCGAUGCAGUAAUAAACAACUGACUAACCCUCCAUAUAAUAUACCUAAUGAAACAACUGAACUCUAUCUGGAUGUCAAUAAAUUGAAGUCUAUUCCUGAUUUGUCACGCCUGAAAAACCUCCACACAAUUGAUUUGAGUAAUAAUGAUAUCACCACCAUCACGAACACUACCUUUGCAAACUUACCCAAGCUUGCAACAUUAAUCCUAAGCUACAACCAUAUUGGCUGUAUACCUCCUGGUACAUUCAGAGGUCUCCAUUCCCUGCGCAUAUUAUCUCUCCAUGGUAACGACAUCUCUACUCUUCCAUCAGGAGCAUUCGAUGAACUAGAGUCGCUUUCGCAUAUUGCCCUUGGUGCCAAUCCACUUUACUGUGAUUGUAGUUUGAGAUGGUUGUCAGACUGGGUAAAAUCUGGUUUCAAGGAGCCAGGUAUUGCACGAUGUUCUGGUCCAUACAAUUUGCAAGAAAAGCUUCUUUUGACAGCACCAACAAGAAAGUUUGAAUGUAAUGAGAUCCCUGACCUGUCAAUUCUUGCUAAGUGUAAUCCGUGUUUAGCUGAGCCGUGUUUAAAUGAUGGUGAAUGUCACAAUGGUGAAUAUGCUGGAUAUAUAUGUAAAUGUGCCAGUGGGUUCAAAGGUCAGAACUGUGAGGAAGAGAUCAAUGAAUGUGAUAAUGAACCCUGUAAAAAUGGAGCUACAUGCUACAAACAAAAAAAAGAUUUCAGCUGCGAAUGUCCAAUAGGUUUUGUUGGUGAUUUCUGUGAAGAUAAUAUAAAUGAUUGUUUAUUAAAUAAUUGUAUGAAUAAUGCCACAUGUAUUGAUGCAGUUAAUAACUAUACUUGUCAGUGUUCACCUGGAUUUACUGGUGUUUUCUGUGAAACUGAUAUCAAUUUCUGUGAGCUAUUCAUCAAUCCAUGUAAAAAUGGAGGUACAUGUGUUGACCUUGUUAAUGAAUACAGAUGUGACUGUCCAGAAGGAUAUGUAGAUGUACAUUGUAGCUCUACCAACCAGAACUGUAAAGACGUCAAAUGUCAGAAUGGUGGAACGUGUGUGGAUGAUGAAAAGGAAGACUAUACGUGUAAAUGUCCGUCUGGAUUCAACGGGCCACACUGCGAGUACUCACCGAGGGUGUUCAGUCAGCAUACCAGUCCAUGUCAGUACCAAGACUGUAAAAAUAACGGACAAUGUUACUACAAUAAUGUUACAGGUAACUAUGGUUGCAACUGUUUACCUGGUUUCCAUGGUGAUAAAUGUGAGAUGAUCAUCAGCGUAACCUUCACGCAGAAGGAUUCUUACGUACAGUAUCAUAAAUUGGAGAAUAAACCUAAAGCCAAUAUUACAAUGGUAUUUGCUACGAGACAAGAAAAUGGAAUUCUGUUUUAUAAUGGAUUAAUGGAUCACAUUGCGGUUGAGUUAUUCUACGGACGUGUUCGUGUAAGCUACGAUGUCGGUAACUACCCUGUCUCCACUAUGUUCAGUUAUGAAAAGAUCAACGAUGGUAAUUUUCACUCGUUGGAAAUAUUGGCCGUGAAACAGAACAUAACAAUGCGUGUCGACGAUGGCAAUCCAAAUACAGCAACCAAUAAAGGGGACAAUGAAUAUUUAAAUGUGGAAACUCCACUUUACAUCGGUGGACUGCCGGAAGAAGUAAUCAAAGGGCCUGCUGUUAGGCUUGUACAUGUAAGGAAUGGAACUAGUUUUAAUGGUUGUAUGAGGACUGUUUUAUUGAACGGCGAGUACCUGGAUUACACCAAAAGUGAAGAGAUGCAAGGCAUAGCCCCAGGAUGUCCAACUUAUGACAAACCUGAUCCGUGUAUCAUGCAUAUGUGUAAACAAGGUUUCUGUCGAGCUCUGGACACGUAUAGCUACGUGUGUGACUGUUUAGAUGGGUGGAUGGGUGCAAAAUGUGAUAAUCCUACAACCUGUGUUGGGCAGCAUUACCGUGAAGUUAUUGAAGAUGAGGAUGGAUGCAAGAGUAGGCGUCUUAUUGAAAACAUGCGAUGCGCAGGAGAAUGUGGCAACUCCUGCUGUCGACCGCAGCGUGUGCGCCGACGGAAGGUUACGCUCCAGUGUGAAGAUGGAACCAGUCGGAGCAAGCAAAUUGAUGUGACAAAGACGUGUGCUUGUCAGUGGUGCGGCGACUUAACAUAA
This is a messenger RNA of Saccoglossus kowalevskii, 3946 nucleotides long. RefSeq names its product slit-like protein. The record is from RefSeq and is a predicted model, not a curated record. Gene Ontology annotation, biological process: axon guidance. NCBI's taxonomy places the organism in Eukaryota, Metazoa, Hemichordata, Enteropneusta, Harrimaniidae. Gene Ontology annotation, molecular function: Roundabout binding; calcium ion binding; heparin binding.